UUCUCUGCGCUUUUCAGAGCCGCUGCUCCCACUGCACCAUGUGGUUAUGUGGUGACUUUCAGCUGAACGGGGAUUCCGCCAAACAUAACUGACCCGACAGACGAGGCCCCAGUUUUUCUGUCAUCGCGCCCCCUCCCCGCCUGUGCCGCCACCCUAGUCUUCCCAGCCUUGGCCACUUCGGGCCAGCGACUGUUUGGCCGGGGGCUGGCGAGGCCACUGGGGCCCAGGCCCCGUUGGAGGAAGGAGCUUGACGAGCCACUAUCAGGAACCUCAGCGCCCAGGCCCCCAGGAUGACGGGCCGGGCCCCCCCCCAAUUCAGCACAGCCAGGCCUGCCCCCGACUGGCCCGAGAAGCACCAGCCACCAGAGGCAGCGUCCGCCUGAGGCUGUCUGGCGAGCCUCACAGAGGAGUUGCCGGGCUUUUGUGUGCGCUGCGCUCUUUGUACUGGAGGCGUGCACUGGAGGAGACACUGGCAGGGCUGGGCCAUGUGAGCCGGGCCACCGUGGCAGCAGGGACCCAGGCCGCCAGAGUGGCCCGUCCCCCAACUUCCUCAGCCUCUCUCGGUGGAGGUGCCACGAGGGUCCAGCAGGAGACCGGAAGGCGAAAAUGCUCAAGUUCAAGGCCUUCUGCCUGGAUUACUGGCAGUUCCUGUGCCUGCAGCCCCUGCAUGGAGUCUAUAAAAGCGUCGAGGGCGAGGCUCCCAGCAGCGAGACGGGCACAUCGCUGGACAGCCCCGCAGCCUACCACCAGGGCCCGCUGGCGCCCGGCUCCAGCCUGAGCCCGGACCACUACGAGCACACAUCGGGGGGUGCCUAUGGGCUGUACUCAGGGCCGCCCGGGCAGCAGCAGCGCACGCGGAGGCCCAAGCUGCAGCACUCGACCUCCAUCCUGCGCAAGCAGGCCGAGGAGGAGGCCAUCAAGCGCUCGAGAUCCCUCUCCGAGAGCUAUGAGCUCUCCUCUGACCUGCAGGACAAGCAGGUGGAGAUGCUAGAACGGAAGUAUGGGGGCCGCCUCGUGACCCGCCAUGCGGCCCGCACCAUCCAGACGGCCUUCCGCCAGUACCAGAUGAACAAAAACUUCGAGCGUCUGCGCAGCUCCAUGUCUGAGAACCGCAUGUCGCGCCGCAUCGUACUGUCCAACAUGAGGAUGCAGUUCUCCUUCGAGGGGCCCGAGAAGGUGCACAGCUCCUACUUUGAGGGCAAGCAGGUCUCGGUGACCGAUGAGGGCUCCCCACUGGGGACCCUGGUACCGGCCGAGUGUGGUGACCUCGGCGAGCCACCUGCCCUCAAGGCCCCCGCCCCAGCUGGCGACUUUGCAGAUGCCAUCACUGAGCUGGAGGACGCCUUCUCGCGGCAGGUGAAGUCACUGGCUGAGUCCAUCGACGACGCACUCAACUGCCGCAGCCUGCACACUGAGGAGGCCCCUCCCCCCGAUGGGGGGCGGGCCCGGGACACUGAGCCUUCACAGGCCCUGCACGGAGCUGAGCACCGCCAGCUGGACGAGAUGACAGCCUCGUACAGCGACGUCACCCUGUACAUAGACGAGGAGGAGCUGUCACCACCCCUGCCCCUCGCACAAGCAGGGUGCCGGCCAUCCAGUGCCGAGUCAGACCUGCGGCUACGUGCUGGCGGCAGUGCCCAGGACUACUGGGCCCUGGCCCACAAGGACGACAAGGGGGACACUGACACAAGCUGCCGGAGCACACCAUCACUCGAGCCGCAGGAGCCACGGCUGCGUGGGGAGCAUCUCCCACUGCUCACCAUCGAGCCACCUAGCGACAGCUCUGCGGACCUUAGCGACCGCUCGGACCGCAGCUCGCUCAAGAGGCAGAGCGUAUAUGAGCGCAGCCUGGGCGGGCAGCAAGGCAGCCCCAAGCACGGCCCCCACGGGCUCCCCAAGGGCCUGCCCCGGGAGGAGCCAGAGCUGCGGCCCCGGCCUCCAAGGCCCCUGGACAGCCACCUCGCCAUCAACGGCUCGGCCAACAGGCAGAGCAAGUCCGAGUCGGACUACUCAGACGGGGACAACGACAGCAUCAAUAGCACGUCCAACUCCAACGACACCAUCAACUGCAGCUCUGAGUCCUCAUCCCGGGACAGCCUGCGGGAGCAGACGCUCAGCAAGCAGACCUACCACAAGGAGACCCGCAACAGCUGGGACUCACCUGCCUUCAGCAAUGAUGUCAUCCGCAAGCGGCACUACCGCAUCGGCCUCAACCUCUUCAACAAGAAGCCCGAGAAGGGCAUCCAGUACCUCAUCGAGCGCGGCUUCGUGCCCGACACACCGGUGGGAGUGGCCCACUUCCUGCUGCAGCGCAAGGGCCUGAGUCGCCAGAUGAUCGGGGAGUUCCUGGGCAACCGGCAGAAGCAGUUCAACCGCGACGUGCUCGACUGCGUGGUAGACGAGAUGGACUUCUCUGCCAUGGAGCUGGACGAAGCCCUCCGCAAGUUCCAGGCACACAUCCGGGUCCAGGGGGAGGCUCAGAAGGUGGAGCGGUUGAUUGAGGCCUUCAGCCAGCGCUACUGCAUCUGCAACCCCGGGGUGGUGCGGCAGUUCCGGAACCCGGACACCAUCUUCAUCCUGGCCUUCGCCAUCAUCCUGCUCAACACGGACAUGUACAGCCCCAACGUCAAGCCCGAGCGCAAGAUGAAGCUGGAGGACUUCGUCAAGAACCUGCGAGGCGUGGACGAUGGUGAGGACAUUCCCCGGGAGAUGCUGAUCGGGAUCUAUGAGCGGAUCCGGAAGCGGGAGCUGAAGACCAACGAGGACCACGUGUCGCAGGUGCAGAAGGUGGAGAAGCUUAUCGUGGGGAAGAAGCCGAUUGGAUCCCUGCACCACGGGCUGGGCUGUGUGCUCUCGCUGCCACACCGGCGCCUGGUCUGCUACUGCCGGCUCUUCGAGGUCCCAGACCCAAACAAGCCUCAGAAGCUCGGGCUGCACCAGCGAGAAAUCUUCCUGUUCAAUGAUCUCCUGGUGGUCACCAAGAUCUUCCAGAAGAAGAAGAACUCGGUGACGUACAGCUUCCGACAGUCCUUCUCCCUGUAUGGCAUGCAGGUCCUGCUCUUCGAGAACCAGUAUUACCCCAACGGCAUCCGGCUCACGUCUGCCGUCCCAGGAGCAGACAUCAAAGUGCUAAUAAACUUCAAUGCUCCCAAUCCUCAAGACCGGAAGAAAUUCACUGACGACCUGCGGGAGUCCAUUGCAGAGGUGCAAGAGAUGGAGAAGCACAGGAUAGAGACGGAGCUGGAGAAGCAGAAGGGCGUUGUGCGGCCCAGCAUAUCCCAGUGCUCCAGCCUCAAAAAGGAGCCGGGCAGCGGGACGCUGAGCCGGGCCUGCCUGGACGACAGCUAUGCCAGCGGUGAGGGCCUCAAGCGCAGCGCGCUCAGCAGCUCCCUGCGGGACCUCUCAGAAGCGGGGAAGCGAGGGCGUCGCAGCAGUGCGGGAUCGCUAGAGAGCAAUGUGGAAGGGUCCAUCAUUAGCAGUCCUCACAUGCGCCGGAGAGCUGCAUCAACACUGGAGUGUCCAUCUCGCCCACACCAGGCCCUGCCCAACUCCUCCUCCCUCCUGGGCUCCUUAUUUGGGAGUAAGAGAGGGAAGCCCCCUCCCCAGGCCCACCUGCCCUCAGCCCCUUCCCAGCCAUCCCCCCACCCACCAGGCCUGGCCCACCCGCAGCACCCCGCGGCCAGCCACCCCCAGGGGCCCACGGAGAGUGCCCUACAGGCCCCGGUGCAUGGGCACCAUGGCCAGUACUGCCACAUGCAGCAGAACCCGCCCCCCUACCACCACCACCACCACUACCAUCCCCCCCAGCACAUCCCGCACGCACACCAGUACCAUCACGGCCCCCAUGGCGGGCACCCCCCCUACGGGGUCCACGCGCACAGCCACCCACCGCUGCCCUCGGCCCACGCCGGCCACAUGGGCCACGCAGCGCACCACCAUGGGCAGCCCCCUGCCCCGCCGCCCCCCACCAGCAGCAAGGUCAAACCCAGCGGCAUCAGCACAAUCGUGUAGACAGCCUGGGCGGGGGUCUAGGACCCCCCGGAACAAGUGCACACCACACAGAGGCGCGCCCGGGCUUGGCAGACCCAGGGCACUUUGUGUCUCCACCUCUCCCCUCUGUUCCCCUGCCCAGAUGGAAACCCUGAGCCCUGAGGGCCUGUGUCUUAGGGAACAAAGCUCCUGGUCUGAUUUAGCCGUGGGGCCCUGGCCUCCGUCCACCUCAGCCCGAGACGUGGGCCUCGGCCACCAUCUGCCUUGAGUCGGUGCCGCCGGCCAAGGAGACGUUGAGCUGCCCCCCGACUCCACGCAGCCCCAGCUCUCUGCCCCUUCGUUGUACACGCAUAUGAGAUCCCAGCCUAGGAAGAGAAGAAGCGACACACAAAGCCAGAGACAGAACCAAACAAAAAACCCCAAACUUGCUGCAUUAUUGCUCUUUUAUUGACAAUGGGCAAAAAUUAAGUAGACCUGAUAUGGUUGAUGAAAAUACGUAAGUAAACUUUAUAUAAUAUAAAUAUAUAAAUAUAUAAAUAUAUAUAUAUAUAUACUGUAUAGGUAGUGUCUGUGUGUGAAAGGCAAAUGUGUCAGUCCACAAAAUUAGCAAUAUAGACUUUACAAGGAGCUCCACUUACCUGAUAGGAGGACAGUACCUUAGGCAAAUGCGUGAGAGAGUAAACCAAAAACUUAAAUGCUACGGACAAACUCAGAUACUUCCAUAUUUUCAUAAACAGAAGAAAAGUUUCCCCCCUAGGACUGGCCGAAAUCUUUACGCAAUCAUUACUAACUGUGCCAAGUAACAUAGCAUCUAACUGUUUUAAAAGUCCGAUAUUGCUUUGUAUAAAUCCUUAUUUUAUUAACAGAAUACUAUCAUAAGUAAUCAGUAUUAUAACUGCUCUGUUAUUUCAGGUAAGCAAAUAGAUAAAAUGCAGUAAACUCUACAGUAGCAACUCGGGGCAACUGGUUAGGAACUGGUUGUCUGAGACUAUCGGUGACACAGAUUCUUAGACACUUUAAUGGCUGCAAUAACUGUGAAUUUCCAUGAUCCAUAUUUCCUUUAUGUGCAUUUGCGUUAACGCACACUCAUUCAGAGUCCUCUGAGUGGGACCCCCAUCCACAGCAGAAGUGUUCAUCUCCAACAUGAAAAUGACCAGCUCAUCCUCGUCUCCCCAGCUCCAUAGCUUCCUCAUCCCGUUUCCAAGUGCAGCCGCUCCGGAACCUGAAGGCUGAUGUUAGCGUUUAGCGCCCAGGGCGGUGUGUGUGCUUCCCGCUUUGUUUUCUGAGUGGUAGCCGUGAUCAUCGUGAUUCCAUGUGGCCAUGUGCUAGCACGACCCCGUGUCCUGACCGCGACCCCGCCAACGAGGGCCCGGCCGCCAAAGCGGCCCUGGGUGUCACGUGACUGUGCUCUUGUCGCUUCCGUGUUGUGGUGACACCCUGCGCUCCCCCUGGGCCGGCGCCCCAUGCGCCUGGUUCUCUGCCCGAGUCACCCAUGGGCCGUACUUUGUAGUUUCAGCCUUUCGAGCCUCGGCAGCCGCCGGUGCGGUGCUCCUAAGCCGGGACCCAGGACGGCCCGCGGCGCCUGCCGGCGGGAGCCCUUUCAAAAAGGGCGAAGCUGGCGCGGGACCCUGCAGCGGCGGGACGGCAGCGGGGAGCCCACCCCACCCCCUUGUCUGUCAUCACGGUCACCAAACCAGCAAAUCUGCAACCGAGCACUUUGUUCGUCUCCACAGAGAACGAAUACAGCAAUGUAGAGCUUAGCCUUUGUUUCCUUUCUUGAAAGAAGUGUGACUUCAUCCUGCCCGCCUUUACCUUCCCCUCCGUGCCCGGUCCCUCUCGGGUGUCCGCUCAGGGAGAGGGAAAUCCCAAGCACAGCGUGUCCGGCUGGGUCCAGGCAGGGCUGGCCGGGGGGGAGGCUCCGCCGUUCCCCUGACCCCGAACCCCUCGGUUUCCCGUCAGAGCCGGGCUCCCCAAGGCGUUCUCUGUCUUGUGGUUUAAAGGGUGUUCUGACAAGGAAGAGUCGAAUUGUACUGCAUGUCCUCCGCCGCCAGGCGCGUGAGGCCACUCUGUGUAUUGUGUAUUUGCAAACUAUCAGUGUUACUGUUGACAAAUAGUUGAAGUAAAGUGGUAACAUAUUAAAUAUGUCGGCUUUUCUUCACUCUCUCUCUGUACCAAUCGUAGGAUCUAACUGUAAACCCCAGGUUGUUCCAGAAAAGAUGCAGGCAGGUGUUUGGCACUAGGGCGCCUUUUAUUCAGAGUGGUCACUGAUGAGAGAGGAUAGAACCAAGGGUGGGGAGGUGUGCUCCACAGGCUGCUCAGGAUGCCCUCCUCCAAACUGUCACUGGCCUGUCCUGCGGCCCCACUGGGUCCGCAGGGCUGGGUCUGUAAAGGGGGCAGUUUCUCCCCAUGUUUCCAACUCUCUGCUCUGUUGGGUUCCAGUCGGUUGGGCUUCAUCAUUCCAUGCGUUUCGUUUACAAACUUACCGUGGGACAGGUGUUUCCAGAAGGUACGCUGUUCCACGGAGGAGGCUGGAGCCAGGCAGCCCCAGUCUCACUUGGGACACAAACGCUUCUCACAGGCUGACAGGCUGGUGCACCCGUGCAGCUUUCAUGGGACUGUUCUUUCUGGAUCCCAGCCCGUCCCAGGAUCACAGCAGUAGGCACCUGUGCCCACCCCUGCCCUGCCCCCAGCACAGGAGGCAGGAAGCUGAGCACCAGCAGGCUGUGUGUCAUCCUUCCUCACUGUCAGGACACAGGUGGGCACAUGGGGCGUUCCACCCAGGUCACAAAUGAUGUCAGCAGGAGACCCUUAGAGGAAGCAGCUGGUCGCAUCACAAAAAUCUUUUCUGGGACAAUUAAAUCAUGUAUUUGUAUUUUUUUUAAGUUUACGAAUGGAUUGUACAACAAUGUAAAAAUAAAGUUCAUCCUAAUACAA
Messenger RNA from Sus scrofa (pig), 6924 nucleotides. RefSeq names its product IQ motif and Sec7 domain ArfGEF 1 (gene IQSEC1). Gene Ontology annotation, biological process: regulation of ARF protein signal transduction; actin cytoskeleton organization. The record is from RefSeq and is a predicted model, not a curated record. Gene Ontology annotation, molecular function: guanyl-nucleotide exchange factor activity. Lineage: Eukaryota; Metazoa; Chordata; Mammalia; Artiodactyla; Suidae.